Molecule: messenger RNA, 228 nt
Organism: Knipowitschia caucasica
Lineage: Eukaryota; Metazoa; Chordata; Actinopteri; Gobiiformes; Gobiidae
Source: the annotation of a GenBank genome assembly
AUGCUCACCCGCCUUCAAGUCAUGCAGUGUCUGGUCCCUCUACUCACCAUCUUCCCUGCUAUCAUCCUCGUUCACCUGCUGCCCAUCACCUGCUCCACCAUGGCUCUCCGCUACACCUCCUUCCAGCUCCACCGGCUAACCCACUGCUUGCCGCCUCCCUCUGACAUCGCUGCGAGCAUCAAACAUGCCGCUCUGCGCGUCAUCAGAACGCACGUCAAGUUAACAUAG